UGCCAUUCAAAUAGUUCCGUUAUAAAUGUUCCAUCGUCCCCAUCGCAACGGAACUUAACCGCGCGAGGAAUGAUUUCUGAUGCGCUGUGGUUUAAAGAGGCAGACUGCGGCGCCUACGCUGCGCAUGCGUGUGUCUGACGUCGGUUCGUGUAUAUGUGUGUUCUAAGGAGUGUAUGCGUGAGACAGCAGUGGUUGUGUAUUGCUGCUGAUGAGAGGAGAGGGAGAUAAAUAUUACCGAAACAUCACCCGUCGAUUAAAAACAACACCGCACGAGAGCACCUUAAAUCAAGGACUUCAGAUAAAAACGGAUACAUGUGUCUCCGAGGGAUUGUAAUAAAAGUACACGCGGUUGAUUUGUGGGAUUAUCGGUGGUCUCGAGGUUAUUUUAUCGCGCUAACAGGCUAAUAACAAGCGCAGGUGGAUGACUCGCGCGACUCGACCUGGAUGUUGGCCUGUGUUACUUUGAAGCAAAUAUAUUUUGAGGAAUAAAACGCACAGUCGAAUUGAAGUAACGGAUUCAAUGAAUUUUGACGGGGAGUCGAAGACACAUUGAGGAUCGUGUUUUAUUUCAAACCGGGAAAUCAAACGAGGGGGUCGGAUGGGCUAGCUAACCGGCUAGUGGGUUUACCUCAGAUGGGCAGGAUGCUGAUGCUAGUACAUUCUGUGAUUUAAAGGCUUAUUUUAGUUCCCCUUUAUUUGACACCACCGCGGGUUAAAACAUUGUAUUCUUUGGUGUCUGUAUGAAAUAUUGUUUUGUGCUUUUUUUUGGAUAUUUUUUAAGGUUUAUUAUUUUAAUCAAUAGGUUUUAUUCAAAUACACUUCCAGUAUAUUAUGUAAAAUAACGUUAUGUUAUUAACCUACGGGACAGUCUGUGUUUCACACUGUUAAGACCGUUAGAGAGGGUCUACAUCUAUGAGUUUAAAACUAAUGUAAAAUUUGUGAUAACAUUUAAUGCAUCCUGUAAUAUUUUUACAGAUUAUAUUUUUCUUAAAAUGAAAGUAAAUUAGAUUGUUUGAAGUGAAACAGGGAAAUGGGACAAACUUUUUCUUGUGGAUAGUAGCUUUGCAUACAGAAACAAUAUCUUAUCAUUCAAAAGGAGCCAUGUUAUGGGAGUGAAACAUUAUUCCAAUGUCUGCCAAAGUAAAUAUUCCCAUUUGAUUAUUUACAGACUGGUGGACACUUAUGGGUCUGAACAAGUAUUUUUCCUUCUGUGUGUAUGCUAGAAGAGGUCACCAACUGGGGCUGAAUUCCGAAGAUUAUUACCUUGUGGGAUCGUAAUACAAAGUAUUGGAUUUUCUGUAGUAUUUACAUUUGUCGCUGGAGUGACAGAAUUAUCUCAAUGGAGCAAAUUCUCUCCAGCCCUCAGGGUUGUUCCGAGUGGGAGGUGAGUGGGAAAGGAGAAUGGAAAUCUGACCAGGAUUCUCUUGGAUUUUUCAUUGUGGAUAAAGAUAACAGUUCUGUUAAGGAUUCCACUGAUGAGAUUUUUCAAGACAACACCAUCAACUUGAAUGACUUGUUUUGGGCUUCUCGGUAUUCAGGACAGUCAUAUCAAUGGGGAAAUAAUCUGGAAUGUGUCUGCCCUGACUGGGAGACUCCGCCACCUCAUACCAAAGAUGAGGAUUAUCCGGGGAGUUCAGGCAAUGUUGUUGGAGAUCUAAUCAAUUUUAGUUCCACAUCCACUCCAUCAAGUCCUGAACAGACACCUACAAAUCUUUUAGAAGUGAGCAUAGAUGAGAAAACAUUUUUACAAGAAUCCCACCUUGUGCUCGAGGACACAGAUUUAACAAACUGUGAAUUCAACCAUAAUUCUUUAGUGAAGAGGAGAUUUGUAAAUGAGGAAAGUCAGAUCUCUUCUUCACAUGGGACUAAUCCGAUUGUGAAAUCUGAAGGUUUGUUGGCGGUUUCUCCACCUACAUGUAAACACAACUAUCUGUCAUCCACCACCCUACUUCAUGAGUCCACCACGUCGGUGACAUGUGGAGAAUCAUCGCUCAUGCAGUGUUAUGAGGACGGUGCAUCCCUUCCACUGGACGAGAAAGAGAUUUCUUCACCCAUUGGACUUUUGGCUGGAGGUCUGUGCUCUGAACAGGAGAAUUCUACGCCCUCAGCUAUUAACAAAACCAUUGACAAUGAACUCCAGAGCCUGGGGAUAACAGAAACUACUGAAGAAACAACACUGCUAAUAUCUGAAGAAGAGACCAUCUGCACGAGACCAGAGUCUUGGAUAUCAUCUGAACCUUAUAAUGAGACGUUACAUGACUCACACACAGAGUGCAAUUCUGACAGAGAAUUGGAAACUGAAGGUAACCCUCUUGCAGUCACCUCUAUAGAUCCUUUAAUUGAUCUUGGAAGAAUUGAAUCCACAUUGGCCUUAAACACAACUGAAGAUUAUGCCUUACUUGAUCUCUCACCCGAGUCUUACACCUGCCCUAAGGACCACAGCCAAUCCACAUCAACUACUGACGCCAAAGCCUUAUUUGCGCUUGCUUGUGGCCAAGACAUUUUUGCUGACAUGUUUGACGUUGGUGCACUAACCUCCUGUGAAGCUGUGCAAUCUUCAAAUUCUUGUAAACCUGUUAUGUCACCUGAGAUUGACGACUCGCAGCCCACAACACAACCCAACCAACAGUCUAAUGCAAGCUCACCUGACUUUAAAAUUCAUAAUAAAGUUCAUAAUAUUACAGAUGCAGUAACAGUUAGCCCAGACAGUGUUCCUGAGGCUAUGGAAAAACAGCGUACAGGCGAUUCAACCACGACAGAGGAUCCACACAGCGUUACACAGACAAAUAUCUUCUCAGAUUUGAAUCAAAAUCAGGAAGAAACUGCUCUUAGAGGCAAGUCAAAUGAUUUUGAAGUCAAUUUCCAAGUUUGCAAUGACAAUUUAGACUUAAAAGCAUGUAUACUGGAUGACCACAAAGAACUAAAUAGAUUGAAUCAAGCAUUUCAGGAAGAAAUCACUGCUCAGAAAAUUACAGACAACACACCAGUGGAAAAUCUUAAGCCUGCGGACCAAUUAACUUCAAAUUCAAGUACAAUUGUCAAAGUUCCACUUGAAGAAGACACAACACCUCACCAUGACAAUCACGAUAGCAUGUCCAACAACGAAGAGAAAUUUCACAGUGUUUCUUUACACGAAGAAGAGAUAACGGAUUGCCGGAUGUCUAUUCACAAUCAAGUCAUUCUUCAAUGUGCAAGCAAUCCGGAUUCGCCAGAGUUCACUCCCUUUACCUGUGCAGGUGAUCAGCUGACCAUGAUGGGUGGACUUGUGGGGUGGGAUCAAGAAGUUCCCAGCAAGUUAAGUGAGGGAGAGGCGGAGCUUCCUUCUCAGCCCACUCAUCAGGAUGAUUUCCAUCAGGUGAUACUAUCACAACCAGACCUGCCACAGGAGCAACAAGUAAGCUCUGUGUCCCUCAGCUCUCCGUCUAGAAAUGUCUUUCCGUGUGGAGCCGGUCUGGACGGGGAGGCUUACUUGACCCUUAUGGAGAAAACACCUGAUACUCAAGAAAUGACUCUGGGUCUUUGCAAAGCCUCGGAAGCUCUGCACAACGAUUCAUUUCAUGACCAGAGGGUCACUUCUGAUUUGAUAAACGUGCCUAUAGUUUCUGUGUUGGCCAGAGGAGAUGAGGAACAUUCUGCUCUUCGGGCAGUUUUCCAGGCUUUGGAUCAGGACGGUGAUGGAUUUGUACAUAUCGAGGAGUUUAUGGAGUUUGCAAAAGCAUAUGGAGCUGAACAGGUGAAGGAUCUUACGAGGUUCUUGGAUCCCAGUGGUCUGGGCGUGAUCAGUUUCGAGGAUUUCCACAGAGGCAUCAGCGCUAUCAGUGGCGAAGGGUCUGAUCCAGAUCUCUACAAGACUCGACUCAGUUCAGUGGAAGCCGGUGGACCUCCAGAGGAAUACGAUGAGCAGGCGGAGAUCUCUGACAGUGCCUAUCUCGGCUCAGAAAGUGCCUACAGCGAGUGUGAAACCUUCACAGAUGAAGAUACGACAGCUCUGGUCCAUCCAGAACUUCACGAGGAUGUGGAGACGGACAGCGGGAUUGAAAAUACAUUGACGGACGGAGAUGAUCGCAACAGGUUCAUGCUGGGCUCUGAUCUGAAUGGCCACACCACGGUGGCUGUGAUUGGUGGAGACGAGGAGCACUUUGAGGAUUUUGGAGAGAGCAACAACUCUUCAGACCUGCUUUUUGCCAAUCAGGAGGAGGGGAGAGUCGCUACGGAGGGGGAGGGAGAUGUGGAGCACCUCCCACACCCUGACAGUCCAAUGCCCCGUCCACUCAUGCUGCUUUCACCAAGCCCCAGCUCUUUUCCCGCUAGCUUUCAGAGCUUCCUUCAGUCUGAGGCGCUGGAGUUUUUCUGCACUCACUGUCAUAAGCAGAUCAGCCGUCUGGAGGAUCUGUCCACGCGACUGCAGCUGUUAGAGAUGAAUAGUUCCAGUAAGAGGCUGUCCAGUAAGAAAGCAGCGAGGCAUUUGCAACAGUGCAGUGCUCUGGAGGGUAUGGGCGAUCUGAAUCAAGAUAUUUUGGACCUUGCGGAUCGGGACAUCACUGACAAGGUGUUAUUACUUGAGAAGCGCGUGUGUGAGCUAGAGACGGAUUCGUUGGAGAGCGAGGAGCAGAUCACUCGUCUGCGGCAGGAGAAUCUAACUCUAGUUCACCGUGCGAACGCUCUGGAGGAACAGCUGAAGGAACAGGAGCUCCACACGGAGGAGACAUUACACCUACACACUCGUAAACACAGAGACGCUCUUGCCAAACUCCAGCGAGAGAGAGAACUCGAGAUCGAGAACCUUCAGGCCAGGCUUCAUCAGUUGGAUGAGGAGAACAGCGAGUUAAGGUCGUGUGUUCCCUGUCUGAGAGCCAACAUAGAGAGACUAGAGGAGGAGAAAAGAAAGCUGCAGGAUGAGAUAGAUGAUGUCACAGAACGAUUGAAUGAAGAAAUGGAAUCUCGCCGGAAGAUGUCGGACAAACUGAGCCAUGAACAUCACACCAACCAUACAGAGAAGGAGUGCACACAGGGGUUGAUAGAGGACUUGAGAAAGCAGCUGGAACAUCUGCAGCUGUUUAAAUUGGAGACAGAAGCUAAAAGAGGCCGAUCGGCGAGCUGUGGACUGCAGGAGUACAACACGCACAUGAAAGAGAACGAGCUGGAGCAGGAGAUACGCAGACUCAAACAGGACAAUCGCAGUCUGAAAGAACAGAAUGAUGAAUUGAAUGGCCAGAUUAUAAAUUUGAGUAUCCAGGGAGCAAAAAGUCUGUUUACAGAGUCGCUCUCCGAGUCUCUCGCUGCUGAGAUCAACAACGUCUCCCGCACUGAGCUGAUGGAGGCGAUACACAAACAAGAGGAAAUCAACUUCCGUCUGCAGGAUUAUAUUGACCGGAUCAUCGUCGCCAUCAUGGAGUGUAACCCCUCCAUCCUGGAGGUCAAAUAAUCACGACAUGUUCAUUCAAGAGUGAUUCAUAAACUGUAACAUUGAACAGACCCGGAUAGAAUGUGAAGAAUUCUGUGUUGAUCAACACCGCUUUCACACAAAAAUGAUUUGAUUCUGAUCACUGUAUGUGUGUGUGUGUGUGUGUGUGUGUGCGUGCGUGCGUGCUAGAGACAGAUUGACUGUUGGUUCCUGUGACGUCCCUGUGUUUUGGGUUCGAGGCACCAUUUCUCUUUCUGCAUUUAUGAUGUGUGAAUAUGAAAGAUAUUCAUAGAUUUAAUUUCACAUUUUGUCUCAUAUGCACAUGUUCAUAUAUAGAUGUGCAGUGUAAAUGUUUUGAUUUAAAUAGCAGUGUAAUUGAAGAUAAACAGUCACAUCGUCAGCCCACGUGAGGGACAUUUGCUGACCUGAGGGUUUAACGUGUGUCUGUUUGUUUGACUUGUGACUCUUAACUGAGUUUGAUCCAGAUUUGUUUUGCCUUGAGCAGCUUAUAUAUUAGUUAUAUAAUGUAAGUUAUAUAAUUCUCAUGUACAUGUUGUCUUUAAACUCUUAUUUAUUACGAUGAUGCAGAAUGCAAAGGAUCAAGAAAGAUCACUUUCUUGCUGAGUUGUUGCUGGAUAUCCGUCUACUCUGUCCUGGAGUCAUUCAGAAAGACUUUGAUUUCCUAUACAAAAAGACUGAACAUUCACUGGAGCAAACCAUUCACUGCACUCCAAUGUUUUAUUCAAAGAGAUAUUUUUUACUUUCUAAUUGAUUUAAAAAGUGAAAACAAAAAUGUUUUAAGGAAAGAUGCAAAAGAAGACACCUGAAGACAAGCAGAGACAAGACACGAAUUAGACUUUUCAUGAGCCAGUUUGUUUAUAUCUGGCUUUCAGCACUCUACUGUCAUUUCGCUCUCUGUGGAAUUUGGAUGUAAAUAUUAAUCUCAAAACAUUUUCUUUAUUUGUUUUUGGAUAGCUUCACAUAUUUUUAUGAACAAAGGGAAAGAGAGAUUCUGUUUGAUUUGUCUUCCACUUGAGUGAUGUAAUGGAUGGACAUCUCUCUGUCAUCUGGCACAAGCAUGCUUCAGUUUUACUUUGGGAUUUUGAUACUCACGGCUUGUCAUACUUCCAAGAACAGAGAUUGUAGUUUUUAAUGAUGAGCAACGAAAUGCUGUUCUCAUGAGAUUAUUUCUUUAUCUUAUUUUGGAUCGUGAAAGUGCUGCAGCAUCUUUAUCUGUAUAAUCAUGCUGCUGGUUUUAUCUUUCUGCUUAUACAAUACUUACACAAAAGUAUUUCACAUUUGUUGUCUGAUGUUUUGUAAAGGAUGAUGGGGGAAUGGAGUUGAGAAAAGUCAUUUAUCUUCAGUCUUUGACCAAGGGAUCUGACCUUCUCAUCCAAAUGGUCGACUGCUGUUCUCGUCUGUACAGUAGAUUUACUGUAUCUACUAUGACGGACACUUCAAAAUACAGGAACAGUUCAGCCUCUGUGAACUUUAGUCUUGAUCUGUCAGAUUCCUUAAUUUCCUUGAAGGAAGAACUGAAUUUACUGCUAUCGAUAUGACGUUAAACAAAUGAAAUUGUGCACAUUAUUUUACAUUCAACAGAUGUUUCCAGUGUCCAAAGAAAACAUUUACCUGCUUAGGAGUUCUGCUUGCCACUUAGACUUUAAAGACCAAUAAUAGUUCUACAUAAAUGUUAAUACAGAAUAAAAGUGAAGAAGCACUCCUUAUAAUCAAGGACAGAAGUGUACAGAUGUUUACUCUUAAUUGUUAAGGUUACUGUAUAAAUGAUCAAAUCUAUCAGUAUUGUCUUCUGCUGAAUGUUUUGCUUUCUUUUGAAGAUGCCCCCUAAGAUGUAUCUUUUACUGUUUGGGGUCUUAUAGAUUUUCAAAUAAUUGUAUGAAGGUUCAAUGAAAAUAAAUAAGUCAACAAUAAAUUAAGCGAAAACACC
This is a messenger RNA of Triplophysa dalaica, 7352 nucleotides long. RefSeq names its product RAB11 family interacting protein 3 (class II) (gene rab11fip3). Gene Ontology annotation, cellular component: midbody; cleavage furrow; endocytic vesicle. The record is from RefSeq and is a predicted model, not a curated record. NCBI's taxonomy places the organism in Eukaryota, Metazoa, Chordata, Actinopteri, Cypriniformes, Nemacheilidae. The transcript is spliced from 14 exons. The coding region runs from base 1340 to 5425 and encodes 1361 amino acids. Gene Ontology annotation, molecular function: calcium ion binding. Gene Ontology annotation, biological process: endocytic recycling; regulation of cytokinesis.